Molecule: messenger RNA, 1233 nt
Organism: Penicillium taxi
Lineage: Eukaryota; Fungi; Ascomycota; Eurotiomycetes; Eurotiales; Aspergillaceae
Exons: 6
Coding region: 1-1233 (410 amino acids)
Source: RefSeq, a predicted model, not a curated record
AUGCAAAUCGUGGCUAUCACGACAGUUUUUACCUGUCUGUCAAUAGUCAUUGUUGCUCUUCGGCUAUGGACUCGGGUCUUCUUGGUAAAGACUCCAGGGAAAGACGACAUUCUUAUUGGGCUCGCCUUGAUAUCCUCAAUAUUGUUCUACGCAUUUGUGCUAUGUGAGAACAAGUAUGGUCUCGGUAUCGCUGAAACAGACUUACCCAAAAAGACAAUUGAAACACAACUAUUCUAUCUAUGGCUAUCAGCUCCCUUCUACAAUCUUUCCCUUGCCCUCACCAAACUAUCAGCUACAUUCCUAUACACCCGUAUAUUCCGAUCAAGUUCCUUCAUGAUUGCCGCAUACUUUCUCAUGGGAUACCUCAUCAUUACAGGAAUAUGGAUGAUAGCAACUGCUUUUGUCUUUUGUCUCCCCAUCAGCGUAUUUUGGAGUAAGGAAAUCCCAAUGUCCGAAAAGCAUCAUUACUGCUUGCCUCUAGGGGCUAUGUGGUAUUCCGAUUCUGCACUGCAGAUGUUUUCAGAUGUUUUCAUUCUCAUUCUUCCCAUGCCUCUAUUAUCGAAGCUGCAUCUUCCACGACGAGAGAAGGCAGGAGUCAUAUUAAUGUUUGCUCUCGGAAUCUUUGUCUUUGUCACCGGCUCAGUUCGACUAUACGAAAUAUGGCUAAGAGUAUCAGGAACUGAUCCUACAAAGGAAAAUGCCGCUGCUGCCCUCUGGUCUUCACUAGAAACUAAUGUCUCCAUCAUCUGCGCAUGUCUACCACCACUACAUCCACUUCUCUCUCGCAUAUUAUCUUUCUGUUUCCGCCCACAACCAAUACACUCAAGUCCGCCCUCAACAGGCCAAACAACGACAACCCCCUUGACCACAAUGCACAAACCUUCAAUAUACAGCCGUGCUAUGAACAAGUCACCCGACGGUGGAGUCUUCUUCAACAACUUCUUCUUCGCCGGCCCGGCCAGCUAUUCGGCCAGUAUUACAAAAGUCAAUCCCAAGGACGAUGAGUCCAAUAUCCACGAGGGAAAUGGUAUUAGGGUCGUGCGAGAACUUAGAAUGUUUUCUGAUGCGAAGCCCAUCGCGCUGAACGAGCUCCAGAAAAAUGAUCUGGAGAGUGGGGGUAGUGUGAGUAGUAGCACAAAUGAUACUAGUCGACGACUUUCUAGUAUUGAGUGGGAUUUGGAAGACUUUGAGUUUCCGGAUUAUAAGGAGCGUAUGAAUGCUUCUAUUUUUUAG